AUGUGCAACGCCGUUGGGGAUGUGCCGGUAGCCAGUACUCCCUGGGAUAUCUGGGCGGUUACAGAUUCGGGGCACGUGGGACAUGUGAAUGCCAUCUUUCGUCCUCAGUCAGUCAACUCAACUAAGACUCCAUGCUUGGCUAAUGAAGUCCCGCGUGCCGUGGCCUUCACUGGUACAAGACAGCCAUGGGAAGAAAUACUGGCGCCUCCACACUAUCCUAAUAACAGCUACAAGCGUUUCCUGAUGGCUCUUGGAGUUUACAUGUACGUAUGGCUAUUAACAUGGGUUCUCAAACCGAGUCCCGCGUCCCUCUCGACCUUUUUCUUAUUCGAAGACACUGUGCCUGGUUUACUAUGUGACGCUAGAUAG
Molecule: messenger RNA, 369 nt
Organism: Monascus purpureus
Lineage: Eukaryota; Fungi; Ascomycota; Eurotiomycetes; Eurotiales; Aspergillaceae
Source: the annotation of a GenBank genome assembly